Lingula anatina is the source of this 1980-nucleotide messenger RNA. RefSeq names its product zinc finger protein 862-like. The record is from RefSeq and is a predicted model, not a curated record. NCBI's taxonomy places the organism in Eukaryota, Metazoa, Brachiopoda, Lingulata, Lingulida, Lingulidae.
AUGGACGGCGACAUGAACGGCGACGACAGACGCAGGACAGUUCCCGACCGCUUCAGGCGCUACUCAAAAGGACCCUUUGUGCUGGGAUGUGCCAAUUUGAAGAGGGAAGCUCUGUCCACUCACCAGGGCAGCCAGGGCCAUAAAGAUGCGAAGACAUACCUUGCCAGCCAAAAAGAACGAAAUGCUUCACCUGCUUCUAAAAGCUUACAGCUUUUGAACAGGGCAGCUUUUGAAAAACUUAAUCUCUUCAAAAAUGCCCAUGCAGUGGCGAAAAAAUGUCGCCCAAUCAGCGACUUCGUUUGGGUGAAUGAACUUGACAUAAGCAAGGGUGUUUCAACAUCAGAGACGUACAGAAAUGUCCAUAGUUGCAAAGAAUUUAUGGUUGCAAUCUGUGAAGUUGAGAGGAAAAAAAUUGAGCAAAAGCUGGCAGAUGCUAAAUUUUGUACCAUUACGUCAGAUGGUUCUAUGGAUGUGUCCGUGAUUGAGAAUGAAAUUGUUUAUUGUCACUUUGCUGUCAAGGGAGUAGUUUAUUGCUUCUUUCUUGGUCUCAUUGAAUGUGAAUCUGGGGAUGCAAAAGGAGUGUAUGCUGCCAUAUGUAAAGCUAUGAAAUUUGAUACCCUGCCCGUGGAAGAUUUUACAAAGAAACUUGUAGCCUUUGCAGGUGACGGAGCAUCUGUUAACACUGGAGCUUUGAAUGGAGUUAUUGCACUCAUGCAGCAAGACAUUGGGAGGCACAUGGUGAUGAUCAGGUGUAUGUCUCACAGAACUGAAUUAUCGUUUAAAGAGGCAAUGAAGAACAGCACACUUUUUACGAAAGUCAAUAAACUGCUUGAUGAACUGUUCAAAUUCUACCAUAAAAGCCCUAAGCAGCGCAAUGGAUUGAAGCAAGUAUUCGAGGCCAGCAAGAUGGAUCAGUUGUUACCAACCAGGGUCGGAGGCACACGCUGGGUCAGCCACACUCAGUUAGCUGUACAAAACAUGCUGCGCUCAUACAAAGCUCUUGUCACGCACCUUGAGCAGGUUGCAAUCACUCCCAGUGCCUCAAGUGCCCAAUCAAAAGCCAAGUUCCUUGUGAACCAGCUAAAAGACCGUGAUAAUAUGGAGUAUGCUCAUUUUCUGGUUGACUUAUUGGCUGUAGUUUGCAAGCUCUCUUUGACACUUCAGAAACGGGAAACAUGUGUCUAUCAAGUUCACAAGGAGAUGAAGACCACAAUAACAAACAUCAAGAAGUUUGAAACAAGAGCCGGUUCUGAGCAGAGAAACUUUAAAGAUGUUAAUGUUAGUACAAAGACAUUAAAGGGCAUGACUUUGGUUGGGGGAUCUAGUAAACCAGAUGACCAGAGAAAAAGUGUUGUGCCAAAACUUGUUGAUGUUAUUGGCAAGAGAUAUGAGGAAUUGGACUCUGGGCUCUUGUCAGCAACCAAAAUUGCGGAAUUUAGCUGUUGGCCUCUAACUCAAGAAAAUGAAACAGACUUUGGUGAGGACCAUGUAACUCUGGUAAUAGACCACUAUCGACAAGUUUUGGAGAACCAAGGUGUCAGCAUUAGUGAGAUUGAAGCUGAGUGGGGAAUAUUGAAAGAGAAUAUAUAUAGCAACCACAAAGAUGUGCAUUCCUUGACCUGGAAGUUGGUAAAUAGUUUGUAUGUUGCCAAAUGUCCAAAUAUAUUAGCAGUGGUUGAUCUUUUGUUGUCCCUGCCAGCUGGAUCUUCUGAGUGUGAGAGGGGGUUUUCAGUCAUGAAGAACAUAAAGACAGACAACAGAAAUAGACUAAGAUCAACAACUAUGACUCUGCUCAUGACCAUACAAAUGCACUCUGCAGAUAUCUCCUCAUUUGAUCCAACAGAAGCAAUUCACCAUUGGUAUGAGAACAAACACAGGAGACCAUAUUUCAUGAACCCCAGGGUAAAAAAAUCAUCUACAACUACAAGGUCAAAGACAGUUGCUGCUGCUGUUAUUGAAGAAGAAGCAAAUGCAAAUUAA